AUGUUUUUCUUUGUACUGUUGCUUUAUUUCAGCCUGGCAAAAGGGGAAAACUGCCAUAUUCUAGACAGCCCGGCUUAUCCCCUGCUGUCUAAAGAUGGAGAUGUGAUAAUCGGAGGUUUAUUUUCAAUACAUGGUGAUAUAAAGCUUUCAUCACUGCAAUAUACUGAAAAACCUGAACCUUUAAUCUGCACUAGUUUUAACCUUAGAGAAUUUCGGUUUGCUCAGACCAUGACUUUUGUAAUUGAGGAAAUCAACAGGAGCAAAAGCUUGCUCCCAAAUAUCACAAUUGGUUACAGGAUUUAUGACAAUUGUGGCUCAAGAUUAUUAUCUAUGAAAGCAGCCAUGGCUUUGAUGAAUGGUCAGGACAUGACAGCAGAUGAUGCGUGCUCUGGACAAGCAGUAGUACAAGCUAUCAUAGGGGAGUCAGAGUCUUCUCCUACUGUAGUUCUCACAAAAACUACAGGGCCUUUUCGAAUCCCAGUGAUAAGUCAUGCUGCCACAUGUGAAUGCUUGAGCAACAGAAAAGAGUAUCACUCUUUCUUUAGGACUCUAGCGAGUGACUACUACCAGAGUAGAGCAUUGGCAUAUUUGGUCAAGCACUUUGGCUGGUCUUGGGUGGGAGCUGUGAACAGUGAUAAUGACUACGGAAACAAUGGAAUGGCCAUUUUUCUGAAUGCAGCCAAAGAGGAGGGGAUAUGUGUCGAGUACUCUGAGAAGUUUGACCGGUCAGAUCCUGUCAAACUAAUGAAAGUGGUAGACAUUAUUAAGAAAGGCACAGCCAAAGUAAUCAUUGUAUUUCUUGGCCAUGUUGAGAUGAACGUUCUAGUAGAAGAACUUAUUCUGAGGAAUGUCACUGGCUACCAGAUGCUUGGUGUUGAGGCAUGGAUUACUGCAGUCAAUCUAGUAACUCCAACAAGUUACAAUGUGUUGCUUGGAUCCAUGGGAUUUGAUGUGGGAAAAUUGAACAUUGGUGGUUUUGCUGAAUAUGUUAGUAACGAGUUUUGGCAAAGAGAUUUCCCUUGUUUGAAUACAAAGGGAAACAUUUCUCAAACUGAAAACAACUGUAGCAGAUAUGACGAAAUCAUUACCUUUAAAAACUACAAUGAAGAUAUAGCAGAAUUGAGAUAUGCCAAUAACAUAUACAGUGCAAUUUAUGCUGUGGCACAUUCUCUACACAGCCUGUUGAGAUGCACAGAAAACAAGAAUUGUGAGAAUGGCAAGACAAUACAAUCAUGGCAGGUUGUUGAGUCACUGAAAAAGGUUAACUUUACAACCAAAACAGAAGAACGGGUUUGGUUUGACAGCACUGGGGCAACAGCUGCAAAAUACGAUGUAGUGAACUGGCAACGAGGCUUUGACGGAGAAGUGCAGUUUAAGGUUGUGGGGUAUUACGAUGCCGCUCUACCAGCUGGACAACAAAUUGUCUUAAAUGCUAACGAUAUAAGUUGGGCUGGAGGGAAACCAGAGAAGCCAAGGUCUGUGUGCAGUGAGAGCUGUCCUCCAGGAACCAGGAAAGCUGCACAGAAAGGAAGGCCUGUCUGCUGUUAUGACUGUAUACCAUGUGCAGAGGGAGAGAUCAGUAACCAGACAGAUUCAAAUAACUGUGAGCAGUGUCCAGAAGAAUACUGGUCUAAUGCUGACAGAGAUAAAUGUGUCUUAAAGGUCAUAGAGUAUCUUUCAUUUACAGAGGUUAUGGGGAUUAUACUGGUAUUUUUUUCUUUGUUUGGAGCUGUAUUAACUGUGCUAGUUGCUAUUUUAUUUCUAAUUAAAAAGGACACUCCUAUUGUCAGGGCCAACAACUCUGAGCUGAGCUUCCUGCUGCUGUUCUCCCUGACUCUGUGUUUCCUCUGUUCACUAACUUUCAUUGGACGGCCUUCUAAAUGGUCCUGUAUGCUGCGCCACACAGCGUUUGGGAUCACCUUUGUCCUCUGUAUCUCCUGUGUACUGGGGAAAACAGUAGUUGUACUAAUGGCCUUCAGGGCUACACUUCCAGGCAGUAAUAUCAUGAAAUGGUUUGGACCUCUACAGCAGAGACUCAGUGUUCUUGCAUUCACUCUCAUACAGGUUCUUAUUUGUGUGCUUUGGUUGACAGUUUCUCCUCCUUUCCCUUAUAAGAACAUGAACUACUACAAGGAAAAGAUCAUAUUAGAAUGUAACUUGGGUUCAGCUAUAGGUUUCUGGGCCGUGCUGGGUUAUAUUGGAGUCCUUGCUUUCUUGUGCUUUGUUUUGGCUUUCCUAGCUAGAAAGCUGCCAGAUAAUUUUAAUGAAGCUAAAUUCAUCACAUUCAGCAUACUCAUAUUCUGUGCUGUGUGGAUCACCUUUAUUCCAGCUUAUGUCAGCUCUCCUGGAAAAUUUACUGUAGCUGUGGAGAUAUUUGCUAUUUUGGCCUCCAGUUUUGCUCUACUAUUCUGUAUAUUUACACCUAAAUGUUAUAUUAUUCUGUUUAAACCUGAACUAAAUACAAAGAAAAAUAUGAUGGGUAAAAUGGCAUCUAAAUCUCUUUAA
Ictalurus punctatus (channel catfish) is the source of this 2505-nucleotide messenger RNA. Its product is annotated as extracellular calcium-sensing receptor-like. The transcript is spliced from 6 exons. Gene Ontology annotation, cellular component: membrane. Lineage: Eukaryota; Metazoa; Chordata; Actinopteri; Siluriformes; Ictaluridae. The coding region runs from base 1 to 2505 and encodes 834 amino acids. The record is from RefSeq and is a predicted model, not a curated record. Gene Ontology annotation, biological process: G protein-coupled receptor signaling pathway. Gene Ontology annotation, molecular function: G protein-coupled receptor activity.